AUGGGGCGGGAGCGGAGGCGCGGGGAUCACCAGGUAUUACGCCCGAUAGCACCGGGAGUCCGGGACAACAUCACACAGCAAUAUACUCCUCUUUUGCCUUGUCAGCAUCACACAUCAUUUGCACCCUUGGCUCAGUUUAAUACCAUAAUUCAUUUGCACUCUCGUGCACUCCUCAGGCGCUUCGUCUCUCGCAGAGUUAUGACCAAGGGAAGACGCCUCCCAGACCAUCCCAUCUUUUUUAUCAGCGAUCAUACUUGGAUCACUGAGGAAACCGGGUAUACCUCCUCCGCUGUUCCUUUUUUGAAAGCAAUGUCGGCUUUCAGCGAUCCUGUCCCCUCGGUCUCCGCGCAUACUCUCAACAACACACUAGCCAGCAACGUAUCGUCGUAUCCACUGUUACUGUUGAAAGCCCCAUGGCAAGCAUUUCAACAAGUCGAAACUUUCACGUUCGUCACUCUCCCACACAAUGUCGCGCGUUUAACUGGUUUAAGUAGCCUUCUUGGUCCUGGAGCAGGAGAUGGUGACCGGGCAGCUGCGACUGCAGCCAUUGGAGCAAAUCAUAUAGCCGAAGCAAUCGCAGAGAAUGGCGGCCCUGACAGUCCAUUCAACAUGGCUGAUGUCUUUCAAGCAAUGAGGAGAUUUAGUGGCUUCUUCAGCUACAUGACGAGUCGGUGGUCUUUGGCUUGUUUUUCUGUUGCUUUGAUACUCAAUCGCGUGACGAUAUAUGCGUCGUCGAGGCGGCACAUUAGGAUCCCAUGGAAGAAACGCCUUGCGCUCCGCAUAAUACCCAUCGCUUUAUUUCUAGCACAGAUCGUGAAUCUAUUACGCGCUAUUCGAUGUCAGACGUCUACCGAUUACCCUGCAAUUCGAUAUGGUCAUGUUGACAAGCGCUUCUCCUCUGAUCAUGCUACUGGUGGUGGCUUCUUAUACACUAUGAGCUCUACACUGUUACCCUGGGAAUCAUAUUCUGAUUCUUGUAGUGCGGUCGGUAUGAAUAGACCAACAGAUAGCAAUGAACUGCCUCGUGGGUCGUUCACCCUGCUGUGGCCAGUUUUUAUUACCCUUUGCUUGAGUCACUUUGUGGAAACGCUUUUAUGCGCUUUACAAGGUCGACCUGUUGUCACCGAAGCUGGGAUGUCAAUUUUCGAACAUUCCCUUGCAUUCGCAGAGGCCGAAACCAUGGUCAGCCAGUCUAUCGGUCUGGGCUUGUUCGGAUUAACAAAACAUAACCCAAGAGACGAUCUACCUUUGACUGGAGACGAUGCCUCAACUUUGCACAUACUCACCCGCGCACAAGUUUUGGAGAAAAUGAAUGUCACGCCUGAAUUGCUGUUCAUUAUCCUCAUUUCGUGCUGUAACAGCCUGUGCUCUAACGCUCUCGAUGUCUUCGGAAAGCAAAGCAGAUACCGGCUGAUAAAUACGACCAUAUGGGGUCUUUGCUACAUGGGAGCCAUGGCCUGGGGUUUCCUCGAUAGCUCACCUGUCAGUAGUGAAAGCGGCUUCCUCAAGUUUCCUACCGUCUGCAUAGUCGGGUUUGUGCCUCAUCUUCUCAUAUUGACAGGGAUUCUUGUUUGCUUGGGUAUCUAUGGGCUCGCCGUUCUUAUCAGCGCAUUCAAUCUACCUCCGGGAUUGCCAGAACCGUUGUCGAUUUGGGAGCGAUUCUCUUUAGCACAUGAGAAUAUGCAAGGCGCAAGUCAGAUUCGUAACGUCCGUCUUAACAUGCACGAGGAUUUUUAUACCUCUCUACUCCGGAUUGGGUAUGCCGCCUUGACCGCGGCGAGUGAGGCAGUCUUCUUAAAUGAGGGCCGUAGUGUGGUAGCUCGCCGAAGAACCUGGUUAGAGGAAGACAGACUUACUGAAAUUGAGACCGCUCGUCGAAGAGGAUCGGCUAGACCAAGGACUUGGGCCGGUAAUGCUUCAGCUUCUCGAUGGGACGACGCAGCUACUAUUAAUUUUGAUAUUCCCACACCGCAAGCAGAAACGUGGGAAAGUGGAUACGGCAAGGAACAGAAGAUCGAAAAACUGAAGAACAUAUACCGGUCUCAUUCACAAAAUAAUCUGGGUGGUGUUGGCGCAUUUCAUGGCGCAAGCAGGUGUUACCAUGGGUUCGCAUUUUUCAGGGGCAUCUUUUAUUUGAUUUUUAGGUGGAUUGCGCUAGGGGUGGACAAGAUUUUGGAACGAAUGGGUAUUACGUCUCGACCGCAGUGGAUGGUCCGUCUCAUCGGAUCCAAUAAGCGAGGAAAGAAGACAAGCCGCAGAGAGCAACAGGCACCGUUGGACUUUUGGAUCUUGACGGACGAUGGCGAGCUCGAGCUCCCGGAAGAUGACGAGUUCGACGUAGAGAAAGAAAUGCGCAAGAGAGAAAUUCAGAACCAAUCAAGAUGGGAAGAUACAGACGAGACUCGCUUAGAUAACAAACUCUACAAUUGGUGGACAGCUGGAGGAUCCUGGGGUAACCAAGAUGAAAGUGUCGAUUAUGUGCCUUCAGAAGAUGGCUUCGAAGAUAACACCAGCGUGAUAUCUAUGCAGACCAACGAUGACGACUGGGAAGAUGAUGAGGAAUCUAGUGGUCGUCGAACUCCUACGCAACAAGAUCCCUUUCCUCGCUCAUUUUCGCGCGAAAGUACGCCACUAACGGAGACACUUUUGGAUACAUCAUCUCUUGCCAGAUUACUUGACCCGCGGGACCAAGAGAGUAAGAAUGAAGCUCGCAUCCUCGCUGCACAUCUCCUCGCCGAGCAAGAAGGCCGCAUAAUGACCCGCAGCCGCUUCCGACGUCAAGAUGAGCACGAACGGGCGCGAGUCUUGUUACCAGUGCGUUUCCACGCCCCAUACAGAGACGGCAGCAAUAAUAGCACGGAGAAACUGCGCCCUACAGCCGAAGAAGAGGCCGAAAUCCUCGAAAAGCUGAUCUUGACUCGCCGUCAAGAAGCUGCGACGCAUUAUCAAGACGGCCCAAGGGAGUCAUGGGGAACAGGCGCAGCAGGCCUGGGAGACGACGGUCCCCAAUGUGUGAUAUGCCAAACAAGUCCACGAUCAAUCAUCGCCUGGCCAUGUCGAUGUCUCUGCGUCUGCGAAGAUUGCAGAGUCAGUCUGGCCAUGAAUAACUUUGGGAGUUGUGUUACUUGUCGCCAGGAAGUUGCUGGCUUCGUUAGGUUGUGGGUUCCUUGAAUCUUAUUCUUGUUUUUAUACUUUUGGCCGAGUUUGUAUAUCUUAAUUUUAAGAUGGUUGGCUUCUUGUAGCUUAUUCACUUGCAUUGGUUGCUUGUGUAAGUGCUGGUUCUUUAUUUAGAUAGACUUCGGGCCUUGUAUCAACAAUCUCUUCAUGCUUCUUGUGUUAUUAGGUAUCAUACCCACGUUUAACAUACGAAAAUUAUUGUGAAGUUAACAUCAGAAGAGUUGAUCAAUCAUCUUGCAUCAUCAUCAGAGGACUUCUUCAUCAGUCAUGUUAGCCAGG
This is a messenger RNA of Talaromyces stipitatus ATCC 10500, 3456 nucleotides long. RefSeq names its product ubiquitin-protein ligase (Asi3), putative. The transcript is spliced from 2 exons. The coding region runs from base 1 to 3171 and encodes 1056 amino acids. Gene Ontology annotation, molecular function: ubiquitin protein ligase activity. Gene Ontology annotation, biological process: ubiquitin-dependent protein catabolic process; protein ubiquitination. Lineage: Eukaryota; Fungi; Ascomycota; Eurotiomycetes; Eurotiales; Trichocomaceae. The record is from RefSeq and is a predicted model, not a curated record.